Molecule: messenger RNA, 6372 nt
Organism: Lottia gigantea (owl limpet)
Lineage: Eukaryota; Metazoa; Mollusca; Gastropoda; Lottiidae
Exons: 55
Coding region: 133-6372 (2079 amino acids)
Biological process (GO): germ-line stem cell division; transposable element silencing
Molecular function (GO): nucleic acid binding; ATP binding; metal ion binding
Source: RefSeq, a predicted model, not a curated record
AAAGUGUAAAGAUGGUGGUUUCUGAAAAUUGCUGAGUUUUUUGUAAAAUGAAAAUGGAGUGUCCAACUCGUCUGAAUUCAUGACAUUCACAUUACUGUCCAGAUAUCGAUAGUCCAUAUCAAAGCAAUAGAAAUGAGUUCCAGCAAUCUCCUAGAUAUCACAAUUAUUAAGGUUAAUAAUCCAGGAGACUUUCUAGGCAAAGAAUGUCCGUCUGUUCAGAAAGCUAAUGGCAGGUUUUAUCAAGUGAUGGAUGAAAUGAAUGAGUAUUGUAAUAAUGAUCAGAUGUUUUUUAAUGAAAACUUUCAGCCUAAAAUUGGACAGGAAGUUUAUGCUGGAUUAAGAUUAAAAGAUAGAAAAUGGCAUCGUGUGAAAGUUGAGAAUGUUCUUCAGACUAGUAGAGGCAGACAGUGCAAUGUGGAUUUGAUAGAUUAUGGUGAAGAAGCACAGAUUCCAGUAAGCAAUAUAAGAAGGAUUCCUGCUGAAUUUCAACCAAUAGAAGUGCCUGUACAAGUUACAAGAUAUUCAUUAUAUGGUAUUCAGGCUUUAACUCUUGGCUUAGAUUUAGAAUUACAAGCAAAAAAGAUCCCUUGUGUAGUAUGGGAUGAAGCAGCAACUGCCUAUAUGAAGAAAUUAAACAAAGAUUCUACCAAGCCACAAGUAGAUAUAAAGUAUACUAAUAAAGAAGGUGUAAGAUUUGUACAACUAUAUCUCCGAACACAAGCUGGUAAAAUUUGUGUAAAUGAUGAUCUUGUUAAGAAAGAAUAUGCUACAUUAACUCAAGAUCAAAUAAACAAAUUAGAUAAUUUUAAAAAUGGUGUGUAUCCAGUAAGAAUUCAGGGAAAGAAACCAGUUGAUAUAGAUGAGAUGGAAUAUGAAAUUGAUCAAAUCUACCAAACAAUAGACAAUACUCGUAAAACAGAGGAGAAAAAACACUCUCCUCACAAAUCACCACAAGCAAAAACAAUCUUAAACUCUGAAGAAGAUCUGCAAUUCUUCAAAAAAUUUCUUGCUGAACAUCGGGGAGAAAAACAGUCCAAUAAAUACUCAAAAACUAUGACUGAUGUGAGUUCUGGAGAUGACACUUCAUUGACAUCACCACCUGCCAAAUCAAAAACUACUGUAUCAGAUAGUGAGGCUUUAAAACAAAGACUACAAAUAAAACCUCCAGACCCCAAAGCUCUUCCAUCAAAUAUGACCCGUCUUUCAGAACUAGCUAAACUUUUAAGAUCUCAGAAAUUAAGUGAUACAUCAAAAUCUGCAGAUCUUAAAGAACAUCCCACAGUUGUCAGUGAAAUGGAAAACAAUAAAAAUGUACUUCUGCUUCAUUCUGCUGACAUUGAUACAAUUAAAGUUAAAAAAGACAUCAUUCCACCCACUUUUAAAAAAGCUAGAUUACCAAAGUUUGUUCAAAAUAACACUGGAAACAGUGCUACUUUAUCAGUUAAGUCAAGUAAUGUAUCUGGUUGUAUGGAUUCUGAUACAGAAUCUGCUAUCAGUUUGUCAUCUUCAACUUCAGUACCAAAGUCACCAAGGCAUGAGAUAUCACCAAAUACAAGCCUAUCAUCAAGUAAAGGUGAACAAAGAUCUAUAUUGAAGAAAUCUCAAGUUAAACGAUUAUCAGAUACUUCAGAUUCACCAACCAUCAGAUUUUCUGAGUUAUCAAGUGAUGAAGCUAGUAUUAUCUGUUCUACCCAAAUUGAAUUUGAUGAUGAGGAAUAUGAUCCUGAUGAAGUGAAGAGGAAAUUUGUUGGUCAGGCACAUGGAAGAAGAUUGCUAGAGAAAUUAGUACCUACCAAAUUUUAUCAGAAAACCUAUUGUACUCCUGGUAUGGAAAAAUUAAAAAGUUUACCAGAAUUAAUACAUGGGGUAGGAAACAUACAACCCUAUACUGAUCUAGAGAAUCUACCUUUUUCUACACAGAUAAACCAGUAUAUUGAAGACAAAAAGUUUGCUACAAUGUUCACAGUACAAGCGUAUUCCUGGCCAGCUAUUUUAAAAGGUAGAAGUGUGGUAGGAGUCUCACCAUCUCAUACUGGUAAAACACUAGCCUAUCUACUACCAAUAUUAACACAACUAUUCCAAGCUUCAUUAUACUUAACAUUACCUUCUGGUGGUGGGCCAAUUGUAUUGAUAUUAGUAUCAUCAUGGAAGAAAGCUAAAUAUGUAUAUGAAGAAUGUAGAGAGGUUAUUAGUGGUAGAAAAGAUAAUAAAUUAUUAGUAUUAUAUGCUGGGGGAUCUGAAGAUAGCCAAAUAACGUGUAAUAAUUACUCUAUAUAUGAAUUUUUCUCUCUACAGUAUGCUCUAUUAGAAGGUUGUAAGAUAUUAGUAGCAACACCAAAUUGUUUAUUAAGAAUGUUAGAUAGAGGUUAUACUAAUCUUAGUAGACUGUGUCAUUUAGUUAUAGAUGAUGGUGAAAUACUAACAGAACAAUUUACAGAACAAAUGAAUUCCUUUAUGAAGCAGUAUGCUCUAGCAUUAAGGGAAAUACAGGAUUUAAAUGUACCAAGGCAGAUAGUGUUGUUUUCAAGUCAAUGGACACCAUACGUUGAAGCAUUUACCAAGACAUAUUUUCAAGCCCCAUUAAUAAUGAUAUUAUCUAGAACUGAAGGUGCUGUGUAUGGUAAAGUCAAACAGGUAGUUCACAUGUGUGCUUCAAGACAGAGAAGUAGUGUAUUAUCUCACCUACUAGAAAAUAUUGAUAAAAAGGGACAUAAGAUUAUGAUAUUUGCCUCUGAAAUAGAAGAUGUUGAGUCUAUACGUCAGUUGUUAAUGAGUCGUAGUAUGUAUGGUAUUAUAGCACAUAAUAACAUGACACUAGCACAACUAAACGAAGCUUCUCGUACCUGGAGAGAUUCAAAGCCAUCUUCUAAUUCUGUUAUCAUGGUGUGUACAGAUGAAUGUAUAGCUAAUUUAUCAAUAACAGAUGCUACACAUGUUAUACAUUAUGAUCAACCUCCUUCAAAAACUAAAUUUGGUGUUAGAUUAUCUUGUCUCUUUAACUAUUAUAGAAAUCUUCCUGAAAAAAUAAAACCUUCGAUAACACCAGUAUCAGAUAUAUUGGCUACAGAAAACUCAUUACAAUCAGCUAGAACAUUGAGUAGUUUCCUACAGAGAUCAGGUGCUGUUAUUCCUCCAGAAUUUAAACAUCUUGUAGCUGGUCUGCAAGCUGGUAGAGAUGAUGAUGAGAAUAUCGCCUUAUGUCCUUAUGUUAAAGCUUUUGGUAAAUGUAGCAAUCAUCUUCGCUGUACCUACAGACAUCAGAUAAUACCAGAAACUGAUAAUUCAGAUGAUAAAAAUAAUCCUAAUUUACCUAUUUGUGGUGAAACUAAGAUGAAGAUAUUAAGUAUUAUAGAUGCUAGUCACUACUAUGCUAGAUUAUUAGAGGUCAGACUACCACAUACUACAGAUAUUCUAGAUUUAACAGCAGACUAUCUUCAACUAUUUACUCAGAUGGAUACUCAUUAUAAAAGUCAUUCUCAUAAAAUACAUCGGAUGUCUAAAGUAGGUGAUAUAUGUGCUAUAAAUGAUAGUAAUAAUCAAUAUCACAGAGUGAAGAUAUUGAAAAUAUACUAUUCUAAAGCAGAAUCUACUUCUGAAAAAGCUGUGGUACAAUAUAUUGAUUAUGGAACACAGAAAGAUGUUUUAUGCAGUCAGUUAUUAUUUUUACCACCACUUUUAAAAGUAUAUCCACCUCAAGCUGUAGAAGUAUAUUUAUGUAGAGUAAAACCAAUAGAUAAUGAUUCUGAAUGGACACCGAAGGCUAACAGUUGUCUGUUUGAUUUAAUAAACAACAUCAUAAUAGAUGGUAGAAUUGUCUUAAGUCUAGGAAAUACUAUUUGGGUUGAUCCUCUAGCUCAGAGAGAAUAUUUAGAAAAUAUAAGAUCUACUAUUAAUAAGAUGAAUAUUAGAUCAGAAUUGAUCAAAAAUAAACUAGCAACAGAUAAUCCUGAGCAUGUACGAGAUUUGAUAGAAUUAUUCAGUGGUAAAAUACCUAUUGAUGAUACUGUUAUUAAAUCUUAUUUAUGUAUUGAACAACAAGAAGAAGAGAAUGAAAGUGAAAUACUACCUGAAGCAUUAGAAUAUCAUGAUGUUUAUGUUACUGCUGUUGAUCAUCCAGGACGUUUUCAUGUACAAAAAAUCAACCUCAAUCAAGAACUAGAAGAUAUACAAGAUAAGAUAAAAGAGAAGAUAUUAAGUGAUGAAAUUACUAGUCUAGUAGAAUUACCUUCUGUAGGUGAUUAUUGUCUAGCACCAUACCAUGAUGAUCAGGAACACAGAUGGUAUAGAAGUAAAGUUGUAGAAAUAGAAGAUGAGAAAAGAGUAAAAGUAUUCUAUGUAGAUUAUGGUGAUCCUGACUCUGUUGAAUUUACUGAAUUAAAAUAUUUACCACGAAAAUAUCGUACAUUACCACAUCAAGCUAUAGAAUGUCAGUUAGCUGAUAUCAAACCUUCAGGUAAAGAAUGGAUUGAAGAAUCAGGUAAUUUACUCUGGGAUUUAUCACGAUAUAUAACUAAAGAAUAUAAACCAAUGGUAGCACAGGUAUGUUGUAAACAUGAAGUAACAGGAAGAUAUGUAUAUGAUAUUAAACUAUAUGAUACUACUAGUAAUUAUGAUAUUGAUAUUAGUAAAGAAAUACUAUGGAGAUUACCACAUCAACAUGUUUGUGAUAAUGACCAAAUACAGAAUUUAUUUCCAAAACUAACGUCCUAUCCAGAUUCCUUUACCAAAGUGACUGACAUUCCAACUUUAUGCUCCUGUAUAUAUUGGAAUGAGCAAUGUGAAGGAUUGAUAGAACAAUUAGAAUGUAUUGUAAUGACUAGUCUAUUACAACCAAGACCAUGCUUUACAACUACAACUAAUUUAUUUCCAAAACUAACGUCCUAUCCAGAUUCCUUUACCAAAGUGACUGACAUUCCAACUUUAUGCUCCUGUAUAUAUUGGAAUGAGCAAUGUGAAGGAUUGAUAGAACAAUUAGAAUGUAUUGUAAUGACUAGUCUAUUACAACCAAGUCAAGUGAGUAUAAUGUGUUUAAAUGGUAGUAUCAAAUCUAUGGUAAUGUUAAUAGGUUAUAUAUUUAAUGUAAAAGCACAUGGUCAUCUACUGUCUAUUAUUACUCAAGCUACCUUAACAUCUGACAAGUUUGCUACAGCUUGUAAUCAAGCUACUAUACAACAUAGUUUAUCUACAUGUCUUGAACAGGUUAGUUGUCCAGUAAUACAAGAACAAGCUGCUGAAUGUAUGGCUAGAUUAGCUCUUCAACAAGAAAGUUUACGUGAAGGAUGGGAAAACUCAAGCUGUAUAACUAUUGUAUGUGAUCUAUUAGAGAUGACAGAAUCAGAUCAGAUUCAAUGUUAUAUGUGUCAAAUUCUUUCUGCUCUAUUACAAGAUAAUCAAAGAACAUGUGAUAUAAUAGAAAAAGAGAAUGCUGUUAAUAUUGCUAGUCAGUUAUUGUUAGAAUCUACUCAUCAUAAUACUCAAGAGGCUGCCAUACAAUUCCUCUCUUCAUUAUCAUUAUGGGAUAGUGCUCAAAAGAAAAUUAAGAAACAUUCUGUGAUAUCAGCUGUAAUGGAAUUCAUGAUGAAUGCUUUGUGUAAUAUGUGUUUACAUUAUGGUGUUAUGUUAUGUCAGUAUUUAUCACAAGCCAGUAGAAAAAAUAAAACUUUGUUACUAGAGAAAAAUAUAUUUCAAGUUCUCAGAAGGUUAAUGACACUAGAUAUAGAUAGUAAAACUAAGAUAUUGUGUGAUGAAUUACAAUCAUCAUUAGCUGUACGAACACCACAACAAGAUUUAACUAAUAUAGUUACUAUAAAUAAUCAUCAUAUACCAACAGAAGAACAGGAUUCUGCAGGUCCUGUGAUGCCACCAGUUAGUUGGAGUCAAUCAUCCUAUAAGGUUAGAGUAACAGUAAAUGCACCAGGAUCUAGACAAGAAGAUUACAUCAUUAAUCCUCAUUCAAUACAGUUCAAGGCGAGGUUAGAAAACAGAGAAUAUGGUUUGGACCUAGAUUUAUUUGAUGAAAUUAAACCUGAAACAAGUAGAAUAGAUAUAAUUGGUAAUAGAGCACAGCUGAUUUUAAAUAAAUAUACUAAAGGUACAUGGAGUAGAUUAUUGAAACAGAAACAUAAGACUAGUGCUAUCAGUAGAGAUUUUGAUAAAAUAAUCAACAGUUCAGACUCUGAAAAUUCUGAUGACAAUAUUCCUGCUCUAAUAAAAGGUAAAAAAGCGAAGUUACCUACUACUGGACCAGAAGUGAAAUACCGUAGUCCUUAUAUGGAAGACAAUGAUAGUAGUCAUACUAGUGAUAGUUUAGUAUUGGACAGUGAAGAUGAAAAAAUGGAAGAUGAAUUUAAUUAUUUUGAAUACAAGAGUUAA